This is a messenger RNA of Myotis myotis, 4359 nucleotides long. Its product is annotated as RB-associated KRAB zinc finger protein. NCBI's taxonomy places the organism in Eukaryota, Metazoa, Chordata, Mammalia, Chiroptera, Vespertilionidae. The record is from RefSeq and is a predicted model, not a curated record. Gene Ontology annotation, molecular function: DNA-binding transcription repressor activity, RNA polymerase II-specific. Bases 633 to 2774 code for a protein of 713 amino acids. The transcript is spliced from 6 exons. Gene Ontology annotation, biological process: negative regulation of transcription by RNA polymerase II.
CGGGCUGUGUGCGUGUUCGCGCAGGCGCCCUGCGGCCACGCUGCUGUCGCUUCCUGUCCGAGCCCAGGUCACCGCUGCCCCCGGUGCCCAAGCCUUGGCCUCUGUUGGGCGACGAUCCCGGGGCCUGCGGGGCUGGGCGCUGUCCGGUCGGGCCGCCACGCAGCGGGCGCGGGGCUGUGCGGGCGGAGUCUGGAGCGGGGACCCGGAGGCGGCCCCGGAGCCCGCGGGCAAGGCCUGAGGAGCUGGGCGGCGGCGGGGUCGGGCCCGGCCCGUCGGCAUCGCGGCGCCCGGGGCGGUGAGGCCCCGGCAGGGACGUUCUCCUGAGUUCCAGACGUUUCUAAACGUCCCCCAGGACCUAGUUCACCGGCCUAGGCGUGUGCCCACUCCCCUCGGAGCUGCCCGUGCCGUCCGGGUGCCGCGGUUCGAUGAGCCCGCAGGGGGCGCCCUGUCGCCUCGGUGACAGCGGAGGAGAUUGGGCCUGAGAAGGGCGGGGCUUGCCCGGGUGUCCGCCUGUGGGUGGGAUCGCAAACAGGACUCAGGCUCCCAGGCCAAGCGUUGUGCCCACUGUACCCCGGUUUUCUUAAGAGAGUCCGCUGUUAACAACCUGCACACUUCUCCAAGAGCAGCAGAAAAUGCAUGAGUCCCAGGAGCCAGUGUCAUUCAGGGACGUGGCCGUGGACUUCACCCAGGAGGAGUGGCAGCAGCUGGGCCCGGAGCAGAAGACCACCUACAGGGACGUGAUGCUGGAGAACUACAGCCACCUCGUCUCCGUGGGGUUCGACAGCACCAAGCCCAGCGUGAUCGUCAGGUUGGAGCGGGGAGAGGAGCCGUGGGUGGCAGAAGGUGGCCCUCCGUGCCAGGGUUGCCCAGAAAAAAUCAAGAAAGUUAAUGAUGUAUUAGAAAGAAUCCAAGAAAAUGAAGAUGAACGUGCAAGGCAAACUUACUAUAUCAAUAGUAAAACCUUAAUUGAAGAGAGAGAGAAUACAUUUGAUAAAACUUAUAACACAGAAGCAAACUUUAUUCCUUCAAGCAUAUCUCAUAGUUGUGUCUCUUGUGGAAAAAAUAUAGAAUCUAAUUCAGAAUUAAUUAUUAGUGAUGGAAGCUAUGCAAGAAAGAAGUCUGAUGAGUGUAGUGAAUGUGGGAAAACACACCAUGGAGAGAAACCUUAUGAAUUUAAUCAAAAUGGGGAAGGCUUUUCUCAAAAUGAUGAAAGUAUUCUUCAGAAAGUUAAUAUUUUAGAGAAACCCUUUGAGUAUAAUGAAUGCAUGGAAGCCUUAGACAAUCAAUCUCAUAAGAGAGCUUAUAUCGGGGAGAAGCCCUGUGAGUGGAGUGAUUCUGGACCAGACUUUCUCCAGAUGUCAAAUUUUAAUAUGUACCAGAGAUCACAGAUGGAACUGAAGCCCUUUGAAUGCAGUGAAUGUGGGAAAUCCUUCUGUAAAAAGUCAAAAUUCAUCAUACAUCAGAGGGCUCACACAGGAGAGAAACCUUAUGCGUGUAAUGUAUGUGGCAAAUCCUUCAGCCAAAAGGGAACCCUCACUGUACAUCGGAGAUCACACUUAGAGGAGAAACCCUAUAAAUGUAACGAAUGUGGGAAAACCUUCUGUCAGAAGUUACAUCUCACUCAACAUUUGAGAACUCAUUCAGGAGAAAAACCCUAUGAAUGUAGUGAAUGUGGCAAAACCUUCUGCCAAAAGACACAUCUCACCCUCCACCAGAGAAAUCAUUCAGGGGAGAGACCCUAUCCGUGCAAUGAGUGUGGGAAAUCCUUCUCCCGCAAGUCAGCCCUCAGUGACCAUCAGAGAACACACACAGGAGAGAAACUCUAUAAAUGUAAUGAAUGUGGAAAGUCCUACUACCGAAAAUCUACCCUUAUUACACAUCAGAGAACACACACAGGAGAGAAACCUUAUCAAUGUAGUGAGUGUGGAAAAUUCUUUUCUCGAGUGUCAUACCUCACUAUACAUUAUAGAAGCCAUUUAGAAGAGAAACCCUAUGAGUGUAAUGAGUGUGGCAAAACCUUCAAUUUGAAUUCAGCCUUCAUUAGACAUCGGAAAGUACACACGGAUGAGAAACCCCUUGAAUGUAGUGAAUGUGGAAAGUUUUCUCAAUUCUCAUAUCUUAAUGACCAUCAUACAACUCCUUUAGGAGAGAAACCCUAUCAAUGUAAUGAAUGUGGGAGAACUUUCCUUGAAAAUUCAGCCUUUGACGGGCACCAGUCAAUUCCAGAAGGAGAGAAAUCCUAUGAAUGUAAUAUAUGUGGGAAAUUGUUCUCUGACUUGUCAUACUACACUGUACAUUAUAGAAGUCAUUCAGAAGAGAAGCCCUACGGAUGUAGCGAAUGUGGGAAAACCUUCUCCCAUAAUUCAUCCCUCUUUAGACACCAGAGAGUACACACAGGAGAGAAGCCCUAUGAGUGUUAUGAAUGUGGAAAGUUCUUUUCUCAGAAGUCAUAUCUCACCAUACAUCAUAGAAUUCAUUCAGGAGAGAAGCCUUACGAAUGUAGUAAAUGUGGAAAAGUCUUCUCUCGGAUGUCAAACCUCACUGUACAUUAUAGAAGCCAUUCAGGAGAGAAACCCUAUGAAUGUAAUGAAUGUGGAAAAGUCUUUUCCCAGAAGUCGUACCUCACUGUGCAUUACAGAACUCAUUCAGGAGAGAAGCCCUAUGAAUGUAAUGAAUGUGGGAAAAAAUUCCACCACAGAUCAGCCUUCAACAGCCACCAGAGAAUCCAUAGGCGGGGGAAUGUGAAUGUGCUCAAUGAGGGAAAUCUCCUGUGAAAGUCAGACCUCGUUUUAGAAAAACCCUCUGAAUAAUGAUUUGUAGUCAGAUAUCAUGAUCUGAGAGUUCAUAUGUUUGAAUGGGGAAAAACAUCCAAACAUUAGGUUCAUUUUCAUCUGACUUUUCACAGAGGAGAGUCUCUAAGAAGGCAACAGGAAAAAAUGCCUUCAGAACAUGCUACAACUCAUUGGACACUAGAUAAUUUAUACAGGAGUCAUUUUUAUAAAUAUUUAAUAUUUAUUUUGGAUUAAAGUUGUAUUUACAUAUCAGGGAGUCAUACUAAGACAAAAUCUGUCAAAAUUGAUAAAUGUGGAAAAAUAUUUUGUCUUGGAAAUUGUUAUACCAAAAGCCAUAUUUCUGAUGUAAAAUCACAUGUUUAUAGGAAAGAUAUCAGAAGCUAUCACCUGUAAACCUUUAUUGUAUAAAACGAAGUUUUCAAACCAUCAGGACUUGAUAAUAAGGUCAGUAGCAUUAAAUACUUAUAUGGAAGUUUCUAUCAUGUUUUAAAAAUGCAAUCUAAUAAUUCUAUGCAAGUUUGGAUUUGAAUAAUUUAUGAAAAGGCAGUAUUCUUAUUUGAGUAUUAAAAUGGCAAAACGUUGGUGAGAUGUUUGACAGGUAAAGAAUAGUUAAGUGCGUAAGUUUCUAUUCGUUUGAUGCACUUAUAAAUGGGUUUUUAAUAAAUGCCUCACCAAUAGUGAUUUUCGUAUUUUUCAACUACAUUUGAGCAAAAAAAGGUUUUAAAACAUACUAUUUUCAUAAACAAUAGUUAAGGACAACUCUGCUGCUCUUACUCUAUAAAAUAUGCCCAGCGCUCAUCCCACUCCUGUUUUUUAACCCAUACGUUUGAUUGUGCAGUGUGCCAGUAUUAUGUAAUUCAGAAACGUUAUCUAUACUUUUAUUUGAUAUGAACACAGUGUCAUUAUUUUGUGCACUGCCCCUUAUUUCCAGUAUUUUGGAAAAAUUAAUACAAUUUCUAGCAGACAUAUUUUUAUUAACUCAAUGUCCUUGCUCCUCUCUUGCCUUGAUGUAAGAGUUUGGUGUCUAUCAUUUCUUAACAUGACUCAGAGGGUAAGUCCUGAUUAGUCUAAACCAAUCGUGAUAAUCCAUUUUGAUUGCCUGUAGCUCUUUCAUAGUGGUUGUAUGACCCCGUCCUGGGCAGACAGAGUGAUCAGAUCUGUCUUACUCCAGGAAGGGGAGUAAUCAGUAACUGUGACACCACAUGAAGGAAAGUAAUCUAGCAGGCAGGAAACAAAUGUGGUGACAUCGCCAUUCACCUGUGUUCUUAGCAAACUGGGUAGAAAGGAGCUUCUUUAGUGGAAUACAGAGUAUCCUACACUUCAGUCAGCAACAUGCUUAGUGGUGAAAUAUUGAAAGUUUUCUCCCAAGAUAACAAAGACAGGAUAUCUACUAUCACUAAUUUUAUUCAGUAUUAGUGACCUGGUGCACUGAUUCAUGCACAUUGAAUGGAAAUUACUUAGAAGGUGGUUGAGACAGGCCAGACACACCCUGGAGCCAACCUCCUGUGGUCCCUCCUGACAUCUGCAGAGUGAGCAGGGUCCUUUCAGCAGGUGGGGUCCUUCGGCC